Messenger RNA from Effrenium voratum, 1572 nucleotides. The record is from the annotation of a GenBank genome assembly. Lineage: Eukaryota; Dinophyceae; Suessiales; Symbiodiniaceae.
ACCCGUUUUGGGGUUAUUUCUUUUCUCACCCACAGCCACAUGUAGUAACUGCCACUGGCAUUGGGGCCUGGGGGGUUUUGGGUCGGUCGCCAGAUCAUGGAGCUGGAUGCCGCCUUCAACAAGUACGACCGCUCAGGCUAUGGUGAGAUUGACAUGAAGGAUGUUGGCAAGGUUCUCCGCUGGAUGGGAUACACCGCUAGCUUCAAUGUUCAGCUGAUGCUCAUCAAGGAGGUGGACAUCGAUGAAUCGGGCACCCUGGACAUUGUGGAGGCUCGGAAGCUGGUGAGGAAGUUUCAAGAAAAGGAGCUUACUGCGUGGACGGCCACCUUCCACAGCGCCGUGAGCGCCACAAGCCGGAAGUAUCUGGAGGUGGAGACGUGCGUGCACACCUUGCGGAGCUUGGGCAUCAAGGCCACUGUGGAGCAAGUUGAAGAGAUCCGUCAAGAACUGGCUGUGCGCCUCCAGGUGAACAAGCAGCGGCGCUUCAGUACUAUUUUGCCUUCUCCGACAAUAGACCUUAUGCCCGCCAAGAGCGUGCUUUUGAAGCCCAGCCAGGAGGAGGCCGACGAGUCUUCCUCCAGCUUUGCUGAUGCCAGCAGCAGCUCAGAGGAGGAGAGCGAGCCGGAGGUGACAAUGAGUUCGCAGGCUUCCGGCCAUGAGUUCACUGAUAAGAUCGACCUGGCGGUGUUCCACCUCAUCUGCGCCAAGCUGGUGGCACAGGCAAAAGAAGCCAGCAGGGACAAUGCCGGGUACACAUUGGACGAAUGUCAACGCAUGCGAGAGACGUUCGCCAAAUACGACGUGAACAAGAGCGGCGACAUUGACAACUAUGAGAUGUCCAAGCUGGUGCAGGAUCUGUGCCCGGACCUGGCGACCAACAUGGCCAAGCGCGCGGAGAUCACGCGGAUUCUCUCGGAGGUGGCGCCCCCCAAGCACGGCUCCUUCGACUUCCCCGACUUCUUGAGGCUAAUGCGUCAGGUGGAUGACAUGCAGGAUCGCAUCCGCAUGGCAAAGGAGAGCUUUGCCAUAGAGAAGACCAACUUUUCCUCGCGGGAGGUGGAGGAGUUCCGGCGCCUCUUCCUUGGGGAGGAAGACAUGAACGGCUCCUUCCGCGGCAUGCUGAGGAUCGACGAGUUCCUGAGCCUCCUGGCCCCUGUGCUGGGCACCAGCCCGGCCAGGCAGGAGCUGACGCGAUUGUUCUUUGACAUCGACUCGCACAUGCAUCCGGACCACGCUCAGAAGGUAGUGGCGCCGAUGAGUCCCAAAGGCUCCCUGGGGGGUCACCAUUACAAAGCGCAGCCGGUGAACAAGCCCCGUAUCGCGCUGGAUUUUCCAGAGUUCCUGAUCCUCAUGCAUCUUGUCUUGGAGAAGAACGUGUGUCAGGUGAAGGAGCAUUGCAAGACGAUCCUCGAGUGCGGGAGACGGUUUUCGCACCGGCCAUCCAGGCUGCAUUGAUGCGGAGGAAAAGCGCAUGUGGAAUUCGCCUGAGAGGGCUUGUAGCCGGGCACGCUUUUUGCGUGUUGAUUGGAGGACUUGCAAGGUCAGCGCGUUGAUUGGACCCAUGAGUCUAGG